GUUCGCUUUGCACGUAAGAUCACGUACUGCUUCCACUAACGCUCUGUUUCUCGCAACGGUCGCUCUAAAACCUCUUUUUGGAGCUGAAUUCGUCGUGCGCUUUCGCGACUCAUCACCUACUUGUCUAUCACAUACAGCCUAUUCAACAUACGCCAGCAACCACUGAAAUGGCAUCAGAUCAAGACAUCUAUAAGCUUCUGGGUCUCUCUCGCAAUGCCGACCAAGCACAAAUCAAAAAAGCCUUCCAUGCCGCCUGCCUCAAAAAUCACCCCGACAAGAACAAGCGCGAGAGCGCCAAUUCGACUAUGCAAGCAAUCAACGCCGCCUACGAGGUCCUCGGCGACCCCAAGAAGAAGGACGACUACGAUCGUAAGCACCCGGAAAUGCAACCAUCUGGAGCUCCAAGACGCAUCCUCCACCCAGGUCUCGGCCUGCACAACCUGCCCCUCGACCAUCACAGAGCAAUCGCAGGGCAGAAAAGCCUUUACCGUGUCUCAUCUGCGGGAAGACACACCAGGGAGAGUGCGCUCCUACCCCUUGUUGCUGGCAGUACGGUGCCUAUGAGUCUGCUCGCCCUGCGCCAUCUCAUCUGCACAUGUCAUGCAAGAGCUGCUACUGGUGUUCCGAGUGCGUGAACAAGACCUUCGAGGCCGACCAUCACACAGCCCGACCUCGCCGCAUCGCAGUGACCGAGCGCUCAGCUUACCGCCCCUACGACAUCGACGUCUCCUUCAAUGAAGUCAAGCAUAUGUUACGCCCGGACAUCCGCGCUGACUGCGAGCGCUUGAGACUUCUUGCCUGCCAGUGGUGCGGCUCCAGUGAAAGUCUCCUGAAUGUCUGUCGCGACCACAUCU
Molecule: messenger RNA, 854 nt
Organism: Aureobasidium subglaciale EXF-2481
Lineage: Eukaryota; Fungi; Ascomycota; Dothideomycetes; Dothideales; Saccotheciaceae
Exons: 1
Coding region: 168-635 (155 amino acids)
Source: RefSeq, a predicted model, not a curated record